Diospyros lotus (date-plum) is the source of this 912-nucleotide messenger RNA. RefSeq names its product transcription factor MYB114. NCBI's taxonomy places the organism in Eukaryota, Viridiplantae, Streptophyta, Magnoliopsida, Ericales, Ebenaceae. The record is from RefSeq and is a predicted model, not a curated record. The transcript is spliced from 3 exons. Bases 143 to 865 code for a protein of 240 amino acids.
CUCUCUCUCUCUCUCUCUCUCUCUCUCUGUGUGUGUAUAUAUAGAAUCCAAUCAACUUCGACAUUCAUAUGAAUACUACUACUACUACAACAACUCAAGACUGGAAUAGCUAUCAGAGAGAGAGAGAGAGAGAGAGAGAGUAAUGGAGGAAUUAGGGAAGAAGGCAGAAUCUGCAAGGAUUAAGAAAGGGUUGUGGAAACCAGAAGAGGACAUGAUUCUCAAAAGUUAUGUGGAGGCUUAUGGAGAAGGCAAGUGGGCUACCAUUUCCCAACAAUCAGGUUUACUGAGAAGUGGUAAGAGCUGCAGGCUGAGAUGGAAGAAUUAUCUAAGGCCAAACAUCAAGCGUGGCCAAAUGUCCGAUGAAGAGAAAGACCUCAUCAUCAGGCUCCAUAAACUUCUCGGCAACCGCUGGUCACUGAUUGCUGGUCGACUCCCCGGCCGAACAGAUAAUGAAGUGAAGAACUAUUGGAAUACACAUUUGAGCAAGCAGCAUAACUACUACUCCCAACGCAAAACUGCAGCCGCCCUUACCCGUGCCAAGAACAAGAAUGCCCAACUCCGGACACCACCUACGGCGUCAACGACUCCACCCAUUUGCGCUGAAGCAUCCAUUAAUGGUGCAAAAGAAGAGCAGAUUACAGCCAUCACUACUGCUCCGUUAAUGGAAGAAACAGAAAACUUGUUCACCUUUGACGACAUUCAACAACCUCCAUCAUUAUCAUCUGCUACAUAUAAUAACGCACCAUUCUUCUUCGACGAUGAUGAGCUUUUCAUGCCCAUAUUGGAUUCCUUCGCUUUGUCCGAGGCAUUUGGAAGCUUUGUGGAUGAGGCUAAUUACUCCCAUGACCAUGACCACGUAGGCUAGUGGUGGGACUUUGUUGUUGUUGAUUGAAUCAAACGGUGAUCUAAAAU